ACCCAUAAAUUCCUCAGAAAUUACCCUGCAGCAGCAUGCAAACCCCGGCCUCCAUGGUGAUGGGCAUCGUGUUCGCCCCUCUGGGCCUGGUGCUGGUCUUCAUGGCAGCCAUCACGCCCCAGUGGAGGGAGGGGCAGACCCAGCUAGUGGGUGUGGGCGGGGCCGAGCCCCGCCUCCUCCUGCGCACCGAUGGCCUAUGGGAGAGCUGCCUACAGGUGGCCCACUCGGAAUUGAAGCAGUGCUGGCCAGUAGAAGGCGCCUACCAGAGCGACCCACAGGUGAGGCUGGCGCAAGGCCUUGUGCUCAGCUCCUUGUUCCUGUGUGGUGCCGGCAUUGUGCUGGCCAGUGUGGGGGUGAGGUGCUGGACCGACCUGCCUCUGAGAAGCGUGGUGGCGGCGGGAGGCCUGCUAGUGGCGCUGUCAGGCCUGCUGAGUCUAACCGCCCUGGGGGUGUACACACACGACCUUGGAAUACUGGGGAUGGAGCAGACACCCCCCCACAGACCUCGUCAUAGGCUGCCACAGCUCACUCUCCACCCGGCCGGGUCGCUCUACUUCGGCUGGGUGGGGGGAUGUGUACAGGUGGUGGGGGGGGUGGCGCUACUGCUCAGCUUCAAGAUUCGGCCCAGAUGUCCCUCCUGCUCACAGCUGAAGAACAAGCAGGACACAGAGGUGUACGACAUCAGCUGUUAGUGGAGACUGGGGGAGAGUUACUGUGAGUGAAGAUGAUGAAUUGGAUUUACCCUUAACACUACAAAGCCAAGCAAAAGCCGAACCAAGCUGUACUGCAAUUGCUUGGUAUGUUUCCACCAUAGUUGCUAGAACAAUGCUGGAAAGGGCAUUGUGAAAGAACAUAUCUAAGCCAACACAGUAAGGUUCAGGUCGACAUCAGGGGCAGACUGGGACCAGCAAUUGGCACUGGCAUUUCUAAAAUACUGGCCAUUGUUUUUCCUCGAGGCCCCCAAACCGGACAUUUUUUUCCCCUUGAAGUCCCCAUUAUUAGCAAAAUAAUGAUCAAUUUGUGCAAAAACCCAAGCUAGAAAGGUCUAAAAAUUUACCCGAAACGCAUUCUGCCCCUGGUUAAGGAUGAUGAACUUGAACUUUCGUAAAGGAAGCUGUAUGGCACUGUAUGGCACUGAGAUGAUAACCUUUAAAAAAUAAAGUAUUCAUGUUGCCUUUAACUGCAAAAAAAAGUAUAGAACUGUCACAAAGCAACGUUUUGAUGUCGGCCUUGUAGGUAGUUGUAGUAGCCUACUACCCAUGCCUUUGCCAACUCUUUGCCCUUUGUCUAAUACUUUCUCUUUCUUUCCUGAUUUUCAUUAAGUCAUACAGCAGACCCUACUACUUCUGUGUCAAACUAAAUGUAUAUGAUUUAGGGAUAAUCUUAGAUCUAAGGGUAUAUUUAGGACUUAAGCUUUAGAAGCCGUGUUAGUUGUUGACCAUUUUUGACAAUACCUCAAAGAAUUAU
Molecule: messenger RNA, 1467 nt
Organism: Oncorhynchus gorbuscha (pink salmon)
Lineage: Eukaryota; Metazoa; Chordata; Actinopteri; Salmoniformes; Salmonidae
Gene: cldn23l
Product: claudin 23-like
Exons: 1
Coding region: 36-692 (218 amino acids)
Biological process (GO): bicellular tight junction assembly; cell adhesion
Cellular component (GO): bicellular tight junction; plasma membrane
Molecular function (GO): structural molecule activity
Source: RefSeq, a predicted model, not a curated record